Messenger RNA from Pseudocercospora fijiensis CIRAD86, 1265 nucleotides. RefSeq lists its product as uncharacterized. The coding region runs from base 1 to 1191 and encodes 396 amino acids. NCBI's taxonomy places the organism in Eukaryota, Fungi, Ascomycota, Dothideomycetes, Mycosphaerellales, Mycosphaerellaceae. Gene Ontology annotation, cellular component: mitochondrial large ribosomal subunit. Gene Ontology annotation, molecular function: structural constituent of ribosome. The record is from RefSeq and is a predicted model, not a curated record. The transcript has 3 exons.
AUGGCGAAAGCCAAAAUGGCGCUAUGCCGUUUGGAGAAGACUGCCGAAACUUUGGGCCUGGAGUUGGACAUGAGAGACGCAUAUGGACUCGGAGCAUCAUGUGAAGCACUGAUUCUUCAGUCCAUCGUGAAUGGCGUCGCAUCAAGACGAUAUGCUUCGGCGGCAGCGGUGGCCGAGAUUGAGCAACCCACACAAUCACCGUCAAAGAGUGCACCUACGAAUCCGCCCGUAACGCAGACUGGACCACGAAAGGCAUUCAGGGUAUCAUGCAGUCCUGUGCUAUCACGACCACCUCUAAUCACCCGCGAAUUGACCUCAUUCGAAAAAGCAUUCUAUCUGUACCAGAAGAGACUCAAUGAGCGACUGGCCCUACCCUUCACACGAUACUUCUACUUCAAGAAAAGCACGCCCCAGCUGGUCGAAUUCAAACGGAAGGCGAAAGCGCGGAAGGCAAUGGCGAGAGAUGUUGGUGUCUACAAUGCUUACGAUGAAGAAGGCUGGGAUGAUGAGGUGCGCGUUGGCAGUCGAUUGGGCGAGCCUGAAGACAUUGUUGCCAAGUUAAUACGAGAUGCUGAGGGGAAGGACAUUGUUGAUGCCGAGCCUCAGGGAGACGCAGAAACUGGCGGAGAAGCUGUCAGUGGCAAUGCGAAAGCUGGCGAGGGCGGGCUAAAACCAAUCGGAGAUAUUGUCAUUGAGAAACCUUCCCCGCGCAUCACGGAAGCGGACAGAGAGAACGACAUCAAGAGCUUGAGCCGAAAACUGGAUCGCAGCCUCUAUCUAUUGGUACAAGACCAAGAAGGGAGGUGGCGCUUUCCACAGGAUCGGAUAUACGGUAGAGAAAGCAUGUAUCAGGCUGCCGAACGAAUCCUGCUCCAGGCUGCGGGCAUUAAUAUGAACACUUGGGUCGUCGGUAGACACCCUGUGGGGCAUCUUGUUCAACGAUUCAGUGAGCCGCAAAUCUCCAAAAUUCUGCCCCACAAGCUGGUGGCCACUGCCACGAAGGAGUUUGAGCAGGAAGAGCACGGCGAAAAGGUCUUCUUCAUGAAGGCACGCAUAAUGGCAGGCCAAGCGGAUGUUGCCAGCAGCGAACUUGGAGUCAAGGACUUUGCUUGGCUCACCAAGGAGGAAAUCUCGGAGAAGGUUCACAAGCCUUACUUCAAAGCCAUUUCCAACAUGCUGCCACAGCGGUGAGGACGCAUGAUGUGCCUGUGUAAAGCUUAUGAUUGUAUAGAUGUAGCAUUAAGAACAGCCGUGUACACCACACG